AUGGAAGAGGAAAAACCCCGGCACAUCGGCCCAUCUCGUUCUGCCCACCGCCUUCGUCGCAACCCACCAACUGUCUACUAUUCUUGCUCGGUCCUCCCCUUCAAUUUCCAACGAGAACACUCAACGAAAAAGAUGGAGAUCACCGAUUAUAUCUUCAAGGAGCGAGAGGAGGUGCUCCUCGCUGGAGAUUAUAAUGCUUACCGGGCCCACGCCACCCGCAAGUUGCACAAACUGCACAAGAAAUUAGGCCAGGCCACGGCUAAAGGCCGCAAGUACACUGCCAAACCAGCAGUGACUGCUGAAAAGGUUGGCGACAAUGUUGCAUACGCACAUCUGCUGCUCCUCAGUUCCGAAAGAGCAUGGGCCCAAGCUAUGCAUAUGAAGUCAACACACUCCGCAGACCCAUCGGCCAAAGGCAUCUCUGGUGCUGCCCGACGCCAUAUUAUCUCUCGGUUGCAAAAGGCCUCUGGAUACGCACAACAACUUGUCUCUUUGCUUCAUGACCAGUCGACCUCUGGGGCAAAUGAUAUUGAUAUUCUUGAGGCACGAGCCUACCUUGCCACAAUAUCCGGUGCUUUGUCCCUCGAGAAGCGUAAAUGGGAGCAAUGUCUUCAUGAUUAUGCCAUCGCAAGGGUCAUCUACACGACUCUUGGCCAGAGAGUCAAGAAGGAUGCCUUCCGGGAUCUUCUUACGGGCACUGUUGACCCCAGUUUGCGCUACGCCGCUUACCAGAUGAAGCUUCCCCGUUCGAAGCCAACUUCCUCGCUUGCAAUUGAAUAUUUCCCGUCCGAUUCUGAAAUUCGGUCUGAGGUAGAGAAGAUUGAUCCCGCUUGCUUAGCCCAAGAAGCGGCAGGCACACGGAGAACCGCAGAUGGUGAGGUACAGAAACUUCCAGAGUCUGUCACCUGGAGAUCACGGACUGUCCCAUUAGAAGAUGCGUCAAUCUCCCAAGCCUUGGCCUCGGCUUCAGCUGCUCAGGCACUCCUAGGUACUUGGUUGAACGAGGCGGGUCGCUCUGCAACAGCCAAGGACCAAGCUGCCGAGUACGACAAUGUUAUCAUCGCUAGUCAGGAUGCCGUCGAUGCCACAAAGUCUGCCAUUGAUGAUCUCGCCAAUGAAGGUGUUGAUGCUGGAGACAAGCGGAUGCAAGCCCUGCAGAUAACCCGAACUUCUGUCAAUUACGGUCUUGUCGGAUGGCGAAUUGGUCGCAACCGGGUCUUGUGUGGCAAUAAGGACGGUCUGGCCUUUGAAGAUGACCAGGUCUCUGCGGCCGGCAAGAAAUCUAACCAAACCGGAGGCAAUGGCAAGAAGUUGAACCAACUUCGGGAACGAGUUGUGCUAUAUGACUCGACCUUGCAGAGCUUAGAGUUCAUUUUAGAGUUACCAGGUGUUGCUGCCGAUUCAGCUUUUGUUCAGGAUCUCAAAACCAAACAACACUAUUUCCGUGCUCUCAGGUGCUUGGCCGUUGGACGUUCUCACGGUAUUCUAGGUAAGACCACUGAAGCACUGGCACUCUUUGCGCAUGCUUUUGAUCUUAUUAAAUCCGCGACACCUCAGUCAUCCGUCGAAUCGGAGGGGCCACCACGACUUGAUGUUUCCCAAGCACAGUUUAAUGUCUUGUGUGCUACUCUCCAGGGACUGGUUGCCCGGUACCGUGGGCUUGCUACUCUGGAGCGAUUUGAUAGCGACUCCAGUGCAUCUCAGCAACGCCCUCUGGUUGAGCGCCUACAUCAAUUCGGCGCGAACCCAGAUCUGAGCAAUCUGGUACCUUAUCCCCCACAGAUGCAGGCUGUUCCUGUGAAGCCGCUCUUCUUGGACGUGGCAUGGAAUUACAUCGACUACCCACGUGUCUCAAAUGCUGAGACAGAAGCUCCUGCUGCGACUGCCGCUGAGGAGAAGAAGGGUCGGGGCUGGUUCGGCUUUGGUCGGUCUUAG
Messenger RNA from Penicillium angulare, 1935 nucleotides. RefSeq names its product signal recognition particle subunit SRP68. Bases 1 to 1935 code for a protein of 644 amino acids. Gene Ontology annotation, biological process: SRP-dependent cotranslational protein targeting to membrane. The record is from RefSeq and is a predicted model, not a curated record. Gene Ontology annotation, cellular component: signal recognition particle, endoplasmic reticulum targeting. Gene Ontology annotation, molecular function: endoplasmic reticulum signal sequence receptor activity; signal recognition particle binding; 7S RNA binding. NCBI's taxonomy places the organism in Eukaryota, Fungi, Ascomycota, Eurotiomycetes, Eurotiales, Aspergillaceae. The transcript has 3 exons.